CCAAUUAGAAGUUCACAAUCCUGGGACUUGAGGGAUCUGUUUAGCUCGCCCAUGUACUGUAUCGCUUAACGUUUCUUGUGGAAAUCUUGAGACCGGAUAACAACCAGACAGUAUAGAGAGAGUCUACAGUUGCACAUUUUGACGGGUUGGGCCCCCUAACCCACAACACCCCACCAUGCCUCUGGUUACGAGGAAUAUCGAGCCGCGGCAUGUGUGCCGCCAGACCAUCCCUUCCAACAUCCGCUGUGAGCUGGAAUGUGUUACCAACAUCAGCUUGGCCAACAUCAUCCGCCAGCUCGGCAGCCUCAGUAAAUAUGCAGAGGAUGUGUUCGGGGAGCUCUUUGUCCAGGCUGGAGCAUUUGCAAUCAGAGUAAAUACACUGGGCGAAAGAGUGGAUCGUCUGCAGGUUAAAGUUACCCAGCUGGACCCCAAAGAAGAGGAGGUCUCUCUGCAGGCCAUCACUACCCGUAAGGCCUUCCGCAGCAGUCUAACCCAGGAUCAGCAGCUGUUUACCAGGCCCUCUCUGCCAAUGCCUGUACAGGACACCUACGAGACCUGUAAUCCUCCCCCACCACUCAACUACCUCAGCCAAUUCCGGGACGAUGGGAAGGAGGCCCUGAAGUUUUACACUGAUCCCUCCUACUUCUUUGAGCUGUGGAAGGAGAAGAUGCUGCAGGACACCAAGGACAUCAUGAAAGAGAGACGCAAGCACAGAAAGGAGAAGAAAGACCAUCUGAACCAACGGACACUCAAUCCGCGAAAGAUCAAGACCAGGAAGGAUGAAUGGGAACGCCGUAAGAUGGGGGAGGAGUUUGUGGUGCCUAAGAAUGAUUUGAUGAAUUCUUCUGAGGGUCUGAAUGGCAGUAUUGGAUCUGGAGAUGGCUUCAAUUCUGAAGGCUUCGAUCAGAGUACCGGCUCCUAUGCGUAUGAACCUGGCUCCCCUCUCUCUCAACAUGGCACUGAUGACAUCCUGCCUCCUCCACCUCCAGACAUGGCGUAUAAUGACGGAGGGUAUGGAGCACCAACCCAGAAUCGUGUCAGCGUCCUCAGUCCAAACCAUCCACCUCCUGCUCCCCCCAUGACUUCUCCCCCUCCAAACUCUCGCCCCAACCUAGCCCCUCCCCCUGCACCUCCUCCCCCUCCUCCACCCUCUGGCUUUGGGAUUCCCCCACCUCCCCCUGGCUUCGACAGCCCACCUCCUCCUCCUCCUCCGCUCUCCUCCUCUACCAACGCCUAUCCCUCCCCACCUGCUCCCCCUCCACCUGCUAUUUCCACUGUUUCUCCUCCUCCUCCACCACCUAUGCCUGCAGGUGUUGGAGGUCCACCACCUCCUCCUCCUCCUCCUCCUCCCCCUGGCCCUCCUCCCUCAUCCUUUGACCACUCUGCUGCGCCCCCUCCUCCCUCUGGUGGUGGAGCACAAUCCAGCUCUGCUUCCAAAGAGGAGCCCGCCGAUGAUUCUCGCACUGACUUGCUGCAGGCCAUCCGACAAGGUUUCAACCUGCGUAAAACGGAGGCCCAGCGCGAGCAGGAGAAGAGGGAUCACUCUAACAAUGAUGUGGCCGCCAUCCUGUCCCGACGUAUCGCUGUCGAGUGCAGCGACAGCGAGGAUGACUCCUCGGAGUUUGACGAUGAUGAUUGGUCCGACUGAUCAUCAUCGCUUUUCACCUUCACUACCACCUCUGUAUCUUUCCUCAGCCUUAAACAACAUCCUUGUAUUUCCAUUCAAAUUCCAUUCUUAAGUAACAGUGAAGCAGCGGCCCAUGUUCCGUGUCUGUCAGAUUUUGAGGAUGUACAAUUGACCUGCUACAAAUCACAUUCCUUGAACCAUUUAAUUUCUAUUUAUCCAAAACGAUUCCGAUCAGAGGUGCAAAAGUCCAAAGAUUGAGAAAGAGUGUGUGUGCCUCGUUGAGUCUUUUGCCAUUGCUUUCAUUGUAUGGCACAGCGCUGUUAUUCAUGCGAGAGUGCUGUGUGACGAGAUGCACAAGUCUCUGCUGAGUCUGUGCGUAAACACAUCACCUCUGCUUUUAUCUUAGUGUCUAUUAGAAUCAUGCACACUGUGCUGUGGGCCAAAUGUCAGAUUUGAUCCGCUUUAGUAUAUUACGGCAAAGGAUAACAGAGAGGGAGUACAAAACACACGCACGCAACCUCCUCCACACACAGUAUUUGUAUGUAAACACUUUUUCUCACUCAUUGGUUAUAUGAUAUAGAUGUAAGGUUUAUAUAACAUAUUGAAUCAUAUCUACUGAAUAUAAUUAAUGCAAUCCUUUUAUAUCCCUUUUUUUAAAGCACUUAUUUUUUUCCCUUUUCUCACUUUUUUAGUCAGGCCUUCUUUCUUUCUGUGGUUGUCAUGGGAACAAUUUGCUUGUGGAUGAGACAUGGUUGUAGUUUAUAAACAAAUUCAUGAAUUAAUCAUUCAGUGUGAUAGGGAAAGCAUUGGCUCAUGGCAGACACCUGGGGUGUUUGAUGAGAUAACCAUGCUGAACAUAUGCAGACGUUCAACUCAUGAUUCACUCUGUAUUGUUUCAUCUCUCUGUCACGUAUCACUUCCUGCUGUUUUUCUUUUGGACUUUUCUGGGGAUUUACUAGGCUCUGAUGUUUUGAUCACUGUGCUCAGACAGCCUUUUACCUGAUAAGUGCCUUUUUUUAUACUGCUUUUUGGUGUCCGUGCCAGUUUAUUUUGUUUAUCCACACUGGUCACUGAUCAGCUGCUUCUAUAAAUAUUCUCAGCUGUUGUUGAGUCAAAUGUAGAACUGAUUGAUGUUUAGUGUGGACAUCAGAUGUCUCAAGUGCCUUUUUUAUUUUAAAUCUGCCUGUGUUAAAGGACAAUGACACAGCAUGCUUCGCCAAAGCUUCUCCUGCCUUACAUUUCCAAAUGAUUAUAGUUAUUUCAAUAAAGAGAGUGAAAUUGAA
Cottoperca gobio is the source of this 2910-nucleotide messenger RNA. RefSeq names its product WASP family member 2 (gene wasf2). The record is from RefSeq and is a predicted model, not a curated record. Gene Ontology annotation, molecular function: actin binding; Arp2/3 complex binding; protein kinase A regulatory subunit binding. Bases 176 to 1648 code for a protein of 490 amino acids. Gene Ontology annotation, biological process: positive regulation of Arp2/3 complex-mediated actin nucleation; actin cytoskeleton organization. Lineage: Eukaryota; Metazoa; Chordata; Actinopteri; Perciformes; Bovichtidae. The transcript has 9 exons. Gene Ontology annotation, cellular component: cytoskeleton; SCAR complex; lamellipodium.